AUGGGAGUCAAAGGUCUAAACCAAUUAAUUAAAGAGCAUUCACCCUCUGCAUUCAAAGAAUUCCAAUUAAAAAAUUUAUUUGGUAGAAAAGUUGCCAUUGAUGCAUCAAUGUGUUUAUAUCAAUUUCUUAUAGCAGUUAGACAAUCAGAUGGUCAACAAUUAACAAAUGAAGACGGAGAAACAACAUCACAUUUAUCAGGUAUAUUUUAUAGAACUAUUAGAUUAGUUGAAAAUAAUAUAAAACCAGUUUAUGUAUUUGAUGGUAAACCACCAGUUUUAAAAGGAGGAGAAUUAGAAAAAAGAUUAUUACGUAGAGAAGAAGCUCAAAAACAAAUGGAUCAAAUUAAAGAUGAUGGUACAGUUGCAGAAGUUAUGAAAUUUGAAAAAAGAUUAGUCAGAGUAAGUAAAGAUCAAAAUGAUGAAGCAAGAAAAUUAUUGGAACUUAUGGGUAUUCCUAUUGUUGAUGCACCAUGUGAAGCAGAAGCUCAAUGUGCAGAAUUAGCUCGUGGUGGGAAAGUUUUUGCUGCAGCUUCUGAAGAUAUGGAUACUUUAUGCUAUGAACCACCAUAUUUAUUAAGACAUUUAACGUUUUCAGAAGCAAGAAAAAUGCCAAUUGAUCAAAUCACUUAUAAAGAAGCAAUAGAAGGAUUAGAUAUGACAAAAGAUCAAUUUAUUGAUUUAUGUAUAUUAUUAGGUUGUGAUUAUUGUGAAACUAUAAAAGGUGUUGGUCCAGUUACUGCUUAUAAAUUAAUAAAAGAACAUGGGUCCUUAGAUAAUAUCGUUAAAUUUAUAAAUGAAAAUCCAGAUAAAACAAAAUAUAAAGUACCAGAAAAUUGGCCAUAUGAUGAAGCAAGACAACUAUUUUUAAAACCAGAAGUAACAGAAGCUAGUGAAGUUGAAUUAAAAUGGAAAGAACCAGAUGUAGAUGGAUUGAUUGAGUAUAUGGUUAAACAAAAGGGUUUCAGUGAAGAUAGAAUUAAAAGUGGAGCAGAAAAAUUGAAAAAAGGUUUAAAAGCAGGAGUUCAAGGUAGAUUGGAUGGGUUUUUUACAGUUGUUUCAAAACCAAAACCAAAAGAAGAUCCAAAAGAUAAAAAAAGAAAAGCAAAUGACAAAAAGGGUGGAGCUUCAAAAAAGAAAAAAAAAUAA
Messenger RNA from Lodderomyces jiufengensis, 1146 nucleotides. RefSeq names its product multifunctional nuclease. The transcript has a single exon. Bases 1 to 1146 code for a protein of 381 amino acids. Lineage: Eukaryota; Fungi; Ascomycota; Pichiomycetes; Serinales; Debaryomycetaceae. Gene Ontology annotation, molecular function: 5'-3' exonuclease activity; 5'-flap endonuclease activity; DNA binding. Gene Ontology annotation, cellular component: cytoplasm; nucleus. The record is from RefSeq and is a predicted model, not a curated record.